UCAUCCACUGGAACAAAGAUACUGGUGCUGACCGAGUAUCUAUAUAUUUGUAACCUCAGAAGAUAAUAAUAUUAAUAAUUUGACCAUGGAGUUACUGUUCCAGUCACCGACAAAGAAUGAUCGGGUGAUGAUGAAGAUGGGUUGUUUAGUAAUAAUGAUGAUGGUGCUGGUGUCGAGUGUGAAAGCUUGGACUGGUGAAAUUCAUGGGAGAGUUGUUUGUGAUGUGUGUGGUGAUUCAUCAAUCGGCCCUGAAGAUCAUGUCUUAGAAGGUGCUGAAGUAGCUGUUCUUUGCAUAACAAAAGGUGGGGAAGUUCUAAAUUACCAAGCAUUUACAAAUGCCAAAGGAAUUUAUACCGUGGCAGAGACGAUGCCUGAAAGUGACCGUUGGGAUGCAUGCUUGUCGAGACCUAUCAGCAGUUUCCAUGAGCACUGCACCCAAUUGGGUAAUGGAAGCACCGGAGUGAAGUUCAGUUAUAAUCGUCCGUCAGGUUUUUCUCACACCGUCAAACCAUUUGUCUACCGCCCUGCAAGUCUACCUACUUACUGCAUCUAAUUGCCUACAUAUUACUUCAAAGUUGUGGAACAGGCAGUUCAUGUUUUCCAUAAACUUGUGCAGUUAGAUAUUUACGUGCAACGUCGAGAGUAGGUAAGUAGUUUGUUUGUGCUGUUAUUAGUUAUAGAUUAUAAAUUCAUAUAUAUCAGAAAAUGGAAUAGUUGUUUCACAGAAUAUUAUAUGCAGAAAUCAAUGAAAGCCAAACUGUAUUCUUGAUUCUGGAAAUUGUACCAGUAUAAGCAUAUUAUGAAUCCAUACCGCAUACUUUAUUUUA
Molecule: messenger RNA, 827 nt
Organism: Mercurialis annua (annual mercury)
Lineage: Eukaryota; Viridiplantae; Streptophyta; Magnoliopsida; Malpighiales; Euphorbiaceae
Exons: 2
Coding region: 86-553 (155 amino acids)
Source: RefSeq, a predicted model, not a curated record